Messenger RNA from Medioppia subpectinata, 5403 nucleotides. Lineage: Eukaryota; Metazoa; Arthropoda; Arachnida; Sarcoptiformes; Oppiidae. The record is from the annotation of a GenBank genome assembly.
UAUGAGUUGGCACUCAAUCCCGAUAUUCAGGACCUGUUGGUGGCGGAGACCAAAGAGGCGUUCAAUGAAAACACGGCAGACAUAGACUACGAAACCCUUUGCCGACUCCCACUCCUCGACGCCGUUAUAUCGGAAACUCUACGACAUUAUACGCCAUUUGUUAGGCUUGAGAGGGAGGCCAUGGAGGACGUGGUAUUGAGCGCUGGUAGCGAUGGGUUUGAUUUAAAAAUUGAAAAAGGGAUAUUAACCCAAAUCCCUGUUUACGCUAUACAUCACGACCCGGACUACUAUCCCGACCCGUUUGCCUUCAAACCCGACCGGUUUUUACCUGAAAAUCGUCAUAACAUCAAACCCUAUACAUACCUACCGUUCGGCUCCGGACCCCGUAAUUGCAUUGGUAUGCGCUUUGCAUUACUUGAGGUCAAAUUAGCUUUGGUCCAAAUGAUACAACAAUUCCGGGUCUAUCGGGUGCCCAACACCGAUGUGCCCGUUAUUUUCAAUAAAGCUCGUGAUAAUUUACAGGCCAAAAGGCUUGUGGUGGGCGUAUCUAAACGCAAAUGGUAUCGUAUACUGAAUUACUGGUCGGACCGUAAUAUCUCGGGUCCGAAACCCUUACCAUAUGUGGGCAACAGAUUAAGUCAUGUCCUGAGGCCGAGACCAGUGGUUGAGAUGGAGUGGUAUAAGACUUACGGCCGACUCUUUGGUUUAUAUGCAAUGCUGGGAAAGCCGGCCCUAUCGGUGGCGGACCCGGUGCUCAUCAAACAGAUUCUAGUGAAAUAUUUUUACAAAUUCCGUAACCGAAAGCCGGCGUUGAGUACGAGUCCUAUCUUCUCGAAGAUUAUGUUCAGCGCCAGAGAUGACGACUGGAAACGGAUCCGAGCCAUAGCCAGCCCUACAUUCACUUCAGCCAAACUUAAGCGCAUGUAUCCACUCAUCAACGAGUGUUGCCGUGACUUCUUGGCCGCACUUCACACAGACGUGUCCACCGGUCGACGGGAAGUGGACUUAAAGCAAGUGAUGGGCGCUUUUACUAUGGAUGUGAUCGCCAGCUGUGCGUUUGGCACUAAAACCAACACCUAUUACGAGCCAAACAAUCGGUUCAUUACUGCGGCAAACCAUGUGUUUAACCAAAACCCGUGGAAAGUAAUGGCGUCAAUGAUUUUACCGACAUUUAUAACCACUUCAUGGAUGUAUAGCGUUGUUACAAAUGCCAGAAAUGACACAACAAUGUCGGACGUAAUGUUUUUAAUCAACGUCACCACACAAUUGAUGGCUGAGCGCAAAAAGUCGGGCAAAAAAUACAAUGAUUUCCUGCAACUGCUUAUGGAUGCGGAGAGAGAGGACAACACGACUACCGGUGCCGGCGAUGCUAUGUCUGGACACCACUCGAGCGAAGGCGUCGACGAACUAAUGGCAGAGAGACAGGCGUUGAGUGGAGUCGUGGAGAAGAAGUUAACCGAAAAUGAAAUCCUCGCCCAAUGUUUCCUCGUAUUUGUGGCCGGCUUUGAGACAACGGCCCAAACGCUGUCGUUCUGUACGUAUGAGUUGGCACUCAAUCCCGAUAUUCAGGACCUGUUGGUGAAGGAGACCAAAGAGGCGUUCAAUAAAAACACGGCAGACAUAGACUACGAAACCCUUUGCCGACUCCCACUCCUCGACGCCGUUAUAUCGGAAACUCUUCGCAAUUAUCCGCCAACUCUUAAGCUGGAGAGGGAGGCCAUGGAGGACGUGGUGCUGAGCGAUGGGUCAGAGGUUAAGAUCGAGAAGGGAGUGAUGGCAGAGAUACCGGUGUAUGCCAUACAUCACGACCCCGAUCACUAUCCCGACCCGUUUGCCUUCAAACCCGACCGAUUUUUGCCUGAAAAUCGCCAUAACAUCAAACCCUAUACAUACCUGCCGUUCGGCGCCGGACCCCGUAAUUGCCUGGGCAUGAGGUUUGCAUUACUUGAGGCCAAACUAGUGUUGGCCAAAAUGAUACAACAAUUCCGUUUCUAUUCGGUGCCCAACACUGAUGUGCCCGUUGUGUUCAAUGCGGGUCGCGAUCUGUUACAGGCAAAGAGACUUCCAUGGGUGGAUAUGGAGUGGUAUAAGACUUACGGCCGACUCAUUGGAGUAUAUCAUAUGCUGGGAAAGCCGGCCCUAAUAGUGUCGGAGCCGGAGCUCAUCAAACAGAUUCUGGUGAAAAACUUUCACAACUUCCGUAACCGACGGCCAGCGCCCGGAGGGGGCGGUGUCUUCAGAAAGAAUAUGUUUGACUCGAGGGAUGACGACUGGAAACGGAUCCGAGCCAUAGCCAGCCCUACAUUCACUUCUGGUAAACUCAAACACAUGUAUCCACUCAUCAACGAGUGUUGCCGUGAAUUUGUGGCCGAUUUGGACCGAAAAGUGUCCGCCGGUCUCAACGAAGUGGAGUUAAAGCAACUGAUGGGCGCCUACACUAUGGAUGUGAUCGCCAGCACAGCCUUUGCUACCAAAACGGACACCUAUUCCGACCCAAACGACCGGUUUAUAACUACAGCCAACGCUUGUUUCAAUAGAAAUCCGUGGAAAAUAUUGUUGGGAACACUAUUACCGACGUUUGUGACCCGAAACCCGAUUUAUAAGGCGGUUAUGUUUGCCGGGAGUCCUGAUGUCAUGUUUUUCAUUGACGUCACCAAACGUUUGAUGUCUGAGCGCAAGAAAUCGGGUAAAAAACACAACGAUUUUCUACAGUUGCUGAUAGACGUGGAGAGAGAGGACAGUAAUAACGAGCGGACAGUGAAAACGGGUCCGGAGGCCAGCGCUGCGGCCGAAGGACAGGAUGUGAAUGAAGGCGUCGAUGAACUGAUGGCAGAGAAACAGGCGUUGAGUGGAGUCGUGGAGAAGAAGUUAACCACAGAUGAAAUCCUCGCCCAAUGUUUCCUCUUUAUUAUCGCCGCUUUUGAGACGACAUCAACUGCUCUGUCGUAUUGUGUCUAUGAGUUGGCACUCAAUCCCGAUAUUCAGGACCAAUUGGUGGCGGAGACCAAAGCGGCGUUCAAUGAAAACACGGCAGACAUAGACUACGAAACCCUUUGCCGACUCCCACUCCUCGACGCCGUCUUAUCGGAAACCCUACGACAUUAUCCGCCAGUACUUAGACUGGAGAGGGAGGCCAUGGAUGACGUGGUGUUGACCAGAGAUACCGAUGGAUCAAAGUUUAAGAUCGAGAGGGGAGUGAUUGUAGAGAUGCCGGUGUAUGCCAUACAUCACGACCCGGAUUACUAUCCCGACCCGUUUGCCUUCAAACCCGACAGGUUUUUGCCCCAAAAUCGCCAUAACAUCAAACCCUAUACAUACCUACCGUUCGGCUCCGGACCCCGUAAUUGCAUUGGUAUGCGUUUAGCACUGCUUGAGGCCAAACUUGCCCUGGUCAAAUUGACUUUACAAUACAAGUUUUAUCGGGUGACAGACACUGAUGUGCCCGUUGUGUUUAAUAAGGCUCGCGAUGGUCUACAAGCAAAGAGACUUUUUGGACUCAAAUGGAGUCGUCUAUUAACCUACUGGAAGCGGCACAAUAUCUCUGGCCCGAGAGCCCUACCCUUUGUGGGCAACAAUUUAAGCCACAUGUUUAAGCCAAAGCCUUAUGUGGAGAUGGAGUGUGUGUACGAUUUGGGUAAACCAAGUCUAACGGUUGCGGACCCGGAGCUCAUCAAACAAAUCCUGGUGAAAGACUUUCACAUAUUUCGCAACCGUAAGCCCAGCGUAGCUCGGGAUCAGCUCUUCUCGAAGAUCAUGUUCAGCUCCAGGGAUGACGACUGGAAGCGGGUGCGGGCCAUAGCCAGCCCUACAUUCACUUCAGGCAAACUGAAACGCCUGUACCCUAUGAUCAACGAGUGUUGCCGCGACUUUUUGGCCAAUUUGGACAGCGAUGUGACCGGCGGUAAAUCGCAGGUCGAGUUGAAGCAACUGAUGGGCGAUUACACGAUGGAUGUGAUCGCCAGCUGCGCCUUCGCCACCAAAACCAACACCUAUUCCGACCCAAACAACGCGUUCGUCACGAAAGCCAACGCUGUGUUUAAUAGCAAUCCGAUCAAGAUGUUAAUGAAUCGCAUGUUACCCGCGUAUGUGACCGAGAACUGGGUCUAUAAGCGAGUGGUCAACAGGGGUUCGUCUGAUGCCAUGUUUUUCAUCGAAGUUGUCAUAAAAAUAAUGGCUGAGCGCAAGAAAUCGGGCAAAAAAAAUAAUGAUUUCCUACAGCUGUUGAUGGAUGUGGAGAGAGAGGACAAUAAUAAUGACAAUCACGCCGUGAAAGUGGCCGCCGAGUCGUCGGCCACCGAUGGGGCGGCCGAAGGGCAUCACGUGAACGAAGGCGUCGACGAACUGAUGGCAGAGAAACAGGCGUUGAGUGGAGUCGUGGAGAAGAAGUUAACCACUAAUGAAAUACUCGCCAAUUGUUUUCUCUUCUUUAUCGCCGGCUUCGAGACGACGGCCACAACUCUGUCGUACUGUACGUAUGAGUUGGCACUCAAUCCCGAUAUUCAGGACCGGUUGGUGGCGGAGACCAAAGAGGCGUUCAAUGAUAAGGGAGACAUCGACUACGAUAUCCUGUCCCGACUCCCAUACCUCGACGCCGUUAUAUCGGAAACACUUCGUAAUUAUCCGCCAGUAGUGAGGCUGGAGAGGGAGGCCAUGGAGGACGUGGUGCUGACCGGUGGUAGCGAUGGCGCAACGUUUAAGAUGGAAAAGGGAGUGAUUGCUGAACUACCAGUGUAUGCGAUACAUCACGACCCCGAUCACUAUCCCGACCCGUUUGCUUUCAAACCCGAACGGUUUUUGCCCGAAAAUCGCCAUAACAUCAAACCCUAUACAUACCUGCCGUUCGGCUCCGGACCCCGUAAUUGCAUUGGUAUGCGCUUUGCGCUGCUUGAAGCUAAAUUGGCCCUGGCCAAAAUUACACAAAAAUUCCGGUUCUAUCGGGUGCCCGACACCGAUAUACCGGUUAUUUUCACUCCAUUUGUCGGAACAGGUUUAUUAAUGGCCAAACGGCUUAUUGUAGGCGUUGAAAAACCACCCAUACUAACAGUGGCCGACCCGGUGCUCAUCAAACAAAUUCUGGUAAAAGACUUUUACAAAUUCCGUAACCGACGUCCAGUGCCGGGCAAAGGGUGCGGCAUCUUCUCGAAGACAAUGGUCACAGCGAGGGAUGACCACUGGAAACGGAUCCGAGCCAUAGCCAGCCCUACAUUCACUUCAGCCAAACUCAAACACAUGUAUCCACUCAUCAACGAGUGUUGCCGUGACUUCUUGACCGCACUCGACAGAGAUGUGUCCACCGGUCGGACGGAAGUGGAUGUAAAGCGAGUGAUGGGCGCCUAUACUAUGGAUGUGAUCGCCAGCUGUGCCUUUGCCACCAAAACCAAACCCUAUUCAAACACAAACAAC